Messenger RNA from Lodderomyces orthopsilosis Co 90-125, 1251 nucleotides. RefSeq names its product RNA lariat debranching enzyme (gene DBR1). The record is from RefSeq and is a predicted model, not a curated record. Gene Ontology annotation, cellular component: nucleus. NCBI's taxonomy places the organism in Eukaryota, Fungi, Ascomycota, Pichiomycetes, Serinales, Debaryomycetaceae. Gene Ontology annotation, molecular function: RNA lariat debranching enzyme activity. The transcript has a single exon. Gene Ontology annotation, biological process: mRNA splicing, via spliceosome. The coding region runs from base 1 to 1251 and encodes 416 amino acids.
AUGAAGACAUUGAAAGUAGCUAUUGAAGGCUGCUGCCAUGGCGAUUUAUAUAAAAUAUACAAAGAAAUUCCCGCGUCCACUGAGCUUCUACUAAUAUGUGGUGAUUUUCAAGCAUUACGCAAUACAUCAGAUUUUCAAGCGUUAAAUGUACCUGAGAAAUAUCGUCGUUUGGGUGAUUUUCAAUCCUACUAUACCGGCAAAAAUAAAGCACCAGUGCUCACUAUAUUCAUUGGUGGUAAUCAUGAGUCAUCAUCAUACUUGCAAGAGUUGAAAUACGGAGGAUGGGUUGCGCCUAAUAUAUAUUAUCUUGGUCAAUUCGGAAGUGUACACUACAAGGGACUUUCAGUUUGUGGAUGGAGUGGUAUAUACAGCCCGCAUACGUAUAUGAACCGAUCAUUCAACGUGGAAAAAUUGCCCUAUGAUCCGAGCUCCAUAAGGAGUGUCUACCAUCAGAAAUUGCCCAUUUUUUUGAAAAUGUACUUGAAGAGAGAUGUAGAUAUUGUUUUAAGUCACGAUUGGCCAGUUGGAAUCGAGCAAUAUGGUAAUAAGCAAAAAUUACUCAAGCAAAAACCAUACUUCACUCAAGAUAUCAAAAAAGGACAAUUAGGUAGCCCCUUGAAUAAGGUGUUGUUGCAUCAUCUAAAGCCAAGAUAUUGGUUUAGUGGACACCUUCAUGUCAAGUUUGAGGCUAAUGUUAACCACAAUAAGACAGAGCUGAAACCAGUCAGGAAUGUCAAUGAGAUAUCGUUAGAUAUGGAUAGCCUGGAUGGAGCUAGUGAUGAGGAGGAUCAACAGCAAAAGAAAAUAAAGCCAAAUGGUCAUGUAGGUCAUGAUACACAUUUCAUUGCAUUGGAUAAGUACGGGCCUCGUCGAUGCUACUUUGAAGUUAAAGAUGUACCAAUUUCGAAAAGCAAUAACUAUCUCUCACUGAACGAUGACGCAUUGUACUACGACAAACAAGCUAUAGCGAUAAAUCGGGUAAUUGAGAGGUAUAUAAUUGAUCAUAAAACUGAGUUUGAGCUGAUGAGUCCUAGGGAGGUAUUACGAAACCAAACACAAUUUGACAAGUUUAUCCCACUUGUUGAAAAGGAAUUGGAAGAAUUGAACCAAUUGAAUGAUGAACAAUUCAAAAUACCAAGGAAUUUUGGGGUUGUUGCACCUGCUGAUUAUGAUGGUGAAUUAAAGUAUUUCCCAAAUGAUCAAACAAAGGAGUAUUGUCAUAAAUUCGACAUACCUCCACCAAACCUCUAG